AUGAGUCAUCAACAAAAAGAUAAUAAGAAUAAAAAGUUUGGAGGUGGUGGAGGUGGAGGAUCUGGUGGUGGUGGUGGAUACAACAAUUCUCCACAACAAAAGCAUCAAUCACCAAAGCAACAUCAUCAUCAUGGUGGUGGUGGUGGUGGUCAUCAUCAUAACAACAGUCCACAACAGCAGUCUCACAGUAAUAACAAUAACAACAGCAGCAGUGGACAACUAGACGAUUCAACAAAGAGAAUGAAAGAACGUACUGUUUUUAUGUCUAUGAACUUAAUUGGACACCACGUUGCCGUUCAACUAAAGAAUGGCGAUUGCUACGAGGGUAUCUUGACAUCCACCAAUACCAGUCAGGUCGGUUGGGGCUGUGCACUGAAGUUUGCACGCAAGCGUGAGGUUUCACCGCCAUCGAUCAUCACCACUGCACCCAUUCCACAGUUGGUCAUCGAUGCCAAGGACUUCUUGGGAUUGACCGCCACCGGUAUCGUUUUCGACAAUAUUUCACAAUCCGCAUUCGGAAAGGAAGCACAGUUUGGAUUCCACACCGAUACUGACAUCAGUGGACACGACGGUGUUAUCCGUGAGCGUGAACUCACACCGUGGGUCUCGGAGGACGGCGGUGAGAAUCUCGAGUCUGUAAAAAUCAACCCGGCCAAUGCCAACUGGGAUCAGUUUGCGACCAACGAGAAACUCUUUGGUGUUAAAACAUCGUACAACGAAGAUCUCUACACAACCACAUUGAAUCGUGAUUCCGAUCACUAUCGUACACGUAUUAAAGAUGCUGAAAGACUUGCUGCUGAAAUUGAAUCCAAACAAUCGAAUAAUAUUCAUUUGAUGGAGGAAAGAGGUUUGAUUAGAGCAGCAGACUAUGAUGAGGAGGAGAGAUACAGUUCUGUCAUUAGAAAUGGAACAUCUAGCAGUUCAACAACUUCACCACCAAACAAUAACGAUAAAUCAAAGAAUAUGAUGCCGACUUCAAAUUCAAAUGUAUAUAUUCCACCAAGUAAGCGUGGGAGCGUCACCGGAGCAGCUGGAACAUCCUCACCCUCGAUUCCACCCUUAUCAACACAAAAGGUAUCGCCAACCACCACAACAGCAGCAGCAUCGACCACCUCGCCAACCACCAAACAAUCAACAACAACAGCAGCGACCACACCAGUAGCAGCAGCAGCAGCAUCAGCUAAACCAACAGCAUCAGUCGAAGAAAAGUCGACAACUACAACAACCACUAGCACCACCACUUCUACAGCCGCAGCAUCAACUACAUCGCCAUCAAACAACUCACCAUCUCACCAACAACAGCAACAGCAUUUCAAGGAAUCGACAUCAGGUUCAACUGGUUCGCUAUUGAAGGAUUCACCGGUGACCAAGCUACGAUUGAGAGAUCGUGCUGGAUCGAUCGACCAUAACGACUCGCUAUUGAAUUCACCACGUGACGGUCAAUCACCAAGAACUCUUCAGAGCUACAAUAAGAUUCGUGCAGCAAUCGUUGCAGAGAAACUACGUAACUCUGCAGAGCCACGUUCACCGCUAUUUUCACCGCUCGUCUCUGAUCCCGUAGGUUUGUCUGCUUUGUCACUCGAUGUAUCGAAACCAAACAUCAGCGAAGACACCAUCAAGGAGUUCAACGAAUUCCUUCUCACCAAAUCCACCACUGAACAGCCACCCUCUGCCGAUCGUAAAUCUCAAAUCGAGAAUCUCAAAAACUUUAGUCGUGAUCUUUCACGUUCCAGACCUGGAUCACCGCUUAUCGGUCCGAAUUCACCAAGACCAAUGUCCAAUCUCUCAUCGAUUUCAUUGUCAGGUGCACUCUCACCACGUACCUCUGCCUCUGAUAUUCCAGUUAUUAGACCAAUUGCAACCGCUCCAGGUGCCGCCACAACUACCACCACCACAACUACUACCAGCACCACUACUGAUGAUAAGGAGAAAGAGAAAGAAACUACCACUGAUGCCACUGCUGUCUCAUCCUCUGCCGACACUAAAAAGGCUGAUCCAGCAACCAAAUCAGAAACAACCACAGAUAAACCAGCGGAUACUGUAGCCAAGCCAAUAUCUAAAUUGAAAUUAAACCCCAAUGCCAAAGAAUUUACACCAGUUUCAUUGAAUUCCAAUGCACCAGUGUUUACACCUAAAAACUUUAUACCGGCUACUGUCGCCAAGCAAGGUCUCCUGGGUAGUGGAAAUAUCGAAUUCUACGAAGCCAACAGCAGAGCCAAUACCUAUCCAAAUAUUUCAAUCAACGAUCUCUACUACGAAUCGAUGAAGAGAAGACAACAGAACCCAGAGCAAUCGAAUGCUCCAUCGACCUACUGGAACGAGAGCUACGGUGUUCGUGGAUCCAGUCAGUACGGUGCCGACGAUGACUAUAUGCCACCCGCUCAAUACCCACCUGCCAUGCGUCCACCCUUUAUCCAAAUGGGUGUGCCAGCUAUCAUUCCAACCUACUAUCCACCGCCCGUUGCUAAUGUCGCACCUGGCGCACCGGGUGUUCCUGUACCAGUAAAGUCGAUGAAACCAAUCUAUAACCCACAACCACGUGGACAACCAUACGCACCUCCACCACCAUUACUUCAGGCACCGGGUGCAAUGGGUCAACCACCUCCCCAAUAUGUUUUCCCACCUCAAUUCCAAUACGUACCACAGGUGUAUCCUCCACCCGGUGGACCUCACACAAUGCCACCAAAGCGUUCAUACUACCCCGGUCAGAAUCCAUCGAACGGUUACCAACCAAUCCAACCACACGGUAUAAUGCUACCACAGAACACAUCGCAACCACCAUCGCCACAACACCAAUCUCCACAAAUCCCAUCGCCAACAUCACCUCCACACCAUUCAAGAAUGGUACCUUCAUCACCACAAAUGAUAAAUCCAAUGUACCCUUAUCCAAUGAUUCAAAGAUACCCACCACAUGGAAACGACCCUAAUGCAACUUACCCACCUCCCUAUAAUUAA
Messenger RNA from Heterostelium album PN500, 2955 nucleotides. RefSeq names its product ataxin-2 (gene atxn2). The transcript has 2 exons. Gene Ontology annotation, molecular function: RNA binding. NCBI's taxonomy places the organism in Eukaryota, Evosea, Eumycetozoa, Acytosteliales, Acytosteliaceae. Gene Ontology annotation, biological process: cytoplasmic stress granule assembly. The coding region runs from base 1 to 2955 and encodes 984 amino acids. Gene Ontology annotation, cellular component: cytoplasmic stress granule. The record is from RefSeq and is a predicted model, not a curated record.